Fusarium mangiferae is the source of this 1767-nucleotide messenger RNA. RefSeq lists its product as uncharacterized. Gene Ontology annotation, molecular function: L-amino acid transmembrane transporter activity. Gene Ontology annotation, biological process: amino acid transmembrane transport. Gene Ontology annotation, cellular component: membrane. The record is from RefSeq and is a predicted model, not a curated record. Bases 1 to 1767 code for a protein of 588 amino acids. The transcript has 6 exons. Lineage: Eukaryota; Fungi; Ascomycota; Sordariomycetes; Hypocreales; Nectriaceae.
AUGGGCUUCUCAAACUUUUUUGAAAGCCAGAAAACCACGGCUACCGUGUCGGCGGACCCUGAGGCUAGCGACUCUGAGCCUUCAGUCAUUCACGAGGGCGAUCUCGCGUACACACGCGUCAAAGGCGGCAAUGGCUCUAAACCUUCGUAUCAAGAAGCUGUCGGUGCACCUGUUGAAUCGCACUCGCCACUUGGAUACAACGUCGGUUGGCUUACGGUUAUCUUCCUCAAUGUCAACAUGAUGAUUGGAACUGGUAUCUUCUCUACGCCUUCGAGUAUCCUUAACCGUGCUGGGUCUGUCGGUCUGGCGCUGAUCAUCUGGUUCAUCGGCUUCAUCAUGGCUGCGUCUGGUUUCAGUGUUUACCUGGAAUUAGCGAGUUACUUUCCUAAUCGCAGUGGUUCAGAGGUUGUGUAUCUUGAGCAGGCGUAUCCUCGGCCUAAGCACUUCUUCCCCGUCACCUUUGCUGUCCAGUCGGUCAUUCUGUCUUUCAGCAGUAGCAAUGCCGUCGUUCUGUCCAAGUACCUUUGGCGAAUGACCGGCGAUACCCCCUCCGAAUGGCAGAUGCGAGGUGUCGCUAUUGCAGCUUAUACCCUUGCUGUCAUCUUUGUCAUCGCUCAUAACAAGUACUCCCUUUGGCUGGUCAACUUCAUCGGCGCCUUGAAGAUCCUCACCCUCGUCUUCAUCAGUAUCGCAGGUCUGGUCGUCCUCGGCGGCAACGUCAAGCGCAUCCCCGACCCCGGCCAUAACUUCCGCGACGCCUUCGCCGGUGCGACCCCCAACGGAAACGAUCUAGCCAGUGCCCUCGUCAGUAUCGUCUUCUCAUACGCCGGAUACUGGAACGCCUUCAACGUCGUCAACGAGAUCCAAAACCCCAUUCCCACGCUUAAGAGAAACGGUACAGUCUCGCUCACCGUCGUCGCCGUGUUGUAUAUGCUGUGCAAUAUCGCAUACUUCGCUGUCGUUCCCAAGGAGGAGUUCGCCGAGGCUAGUGAGAUUGCCGCAUCAGUCUUCUUCACCAAGCUCUUUGGCGAUAGCAAGUCUGCUGCCAAUGUCCUCAACUUUCUUGUACUGCUGAGUGCCUUUGGUAACCUUCUUGCUGUGCUGAUUGGUUCUGCUCGUAUGCUCCGUGAGAUUGGUCGACAGGGCGUUCUGCCUUAUACCAACUUCUGGGUCUCGACUAAGCCUUUUGGUACUCCAAUUGGUCCUUACAUCCUCAAGUGGGUGUUGACUUUCAUCAUGAUUGUUGCGCCUUCAGCUGGCGAUGCUUUCACUUUCGUUGUUAGUUUGGGCACGUACCCCGAUGCCAUGUUCAGGUUUGCCAUGGUUUUUGGUCUCUAUGUGCUCCGCCGUCGUCGGUCAAAGGCCGGUAUUGGUCGCUCUGACUUCAGAGCUUGGCAUGCUCCUGUAAUCUUCUACCUCCUGGUCCAGGUCUUCAUCCUCGUCAUGCCUUGGUACCCUCCCAAGGGCGGCCCAUAUGCUGGUGAUGUCAGCUUCUGGUAUGCGACAUACUGUGUCGUCGGUAUUGCAAUUGUCCUUGUUUGUGCCCUUUACUAUGUUGUUUGGAUGUUCCUGUUGCCCAAAUGGAAGGGAUAUGCUAUUCGCACCGAGAUCACUAAUGUCGACGACAAUGGAGCCAACACCCACCGACUGGUUAGAGUUCCCUAUGCUGAUCUUCCUCGAUGGGACGAAGAACAUGACGAAGCUGGAAACCUUCGCCAGCGAACAACUGUUGUGGCUCCGAGCUCCGAGGGCUCCAUCAAGGCGUAA